Molecule: messenger RNA, 2492 nt
Organism: Ornithorhynchus anatinus (platypus)
Lineage: Eukaryota; Metazoa; Chordata; Mammalia; Monotremata; Ornithorhynchidae
Product: cell surface glycoprotein CD200 receptor 2-like
Exons: 7
Coding region: 145-1167 (340 amino acids)
Biological process (GO): regulation of neuroinflammatory response
Cellular component (GO): external side of plasma membrane
Molecular function (GO): signaling receptor activity
Source: RefSeq, a predicted model, not a curated record
CCUGGAACAGAGCGGUCCAGCUCCGAGCUCCGUGGGUGGGCGAGGGAGGGAAGGGGAGAGAACAACAACUCCUGGCCACAGCGACCGCCCGGGCUCCCACUGGCCAGAUUGAAGGGAGACAGUGAAGCGCAGAAGAGCCUGGAGAUGAGCAGCUUGGGGAAGCCACCGGCCCCAGGGCUGCAGGCAAUCAUGGCUCUCCUGUUUGCUGCCGCCACCGCCUCCGCAGACCUGAAAGUUUCAUCAAAUUCCUCUGGGCCUUCACUUCUGGAACAGACCCACCCAACCCUCAUCCUGGACCAGGAAGCUCAAGCUUGCAGCAACUUCAACAAAGGUUGCACGUUGGUAGAGGCAGCUGUGGGUUCCAAGGCAACUCUUUCCUGUGGUGUCGUCCCAUUGGAGAAUCUCAUUAUGAUCUCAUGGACCAUCUGCAGCCGGACUGCUAACUGGACCAUGGCUUACAGGAAUGAUACAGCCCAUAUUACCACACCUCCUGAUGUGAGAUUGGCCUGGGGACCGAGACCUGAUCGGAAUCCAGUCCUGCAGAUCAACCCCGUGACAAUCACAGAUGACAGCUUUUAUCGCUGUGAUAUUGCAACAAGUGAGGGGAAUUUUGGAUGCGGAUUUUGCCUGAGCGUGCUGGUUCCUCCUGUGGUCUCGCUGGUUGUGGCGAAGGAUAACCGGGCUGUGUGCGAGGCCUCUGUGGGGAAGCCGGCAGCCCAGAUUUCCUGGGUCCCACCGGGGGAGCACAACACUUCCAGCAGGACCCAUCACAAUGGGACAGUGACGGUGGUUAGUACCUACUGGGGAAACAGCAACCUGUCUGACCUUGUCUGCUUGGUGGGUCACGUGACCGGGAACAGGAACCUGUCCAUGCACGGGAUUUCAGGUCCUGGACCUUCUCAACUGCUGCCGCUGUUCUUGACCUUCUCUGGGAUCUUGGGAAUUUUGGCUAUCGUGGGAGCUAUUCAGUUUUGGAAGCUCAAAAGCAACCCCAGAGUAUCAAAAUCCAGGAAUCCUGGCGACACACUAAGGGCUGAUGAGGAUGUUUUGGAACCGUACGCCAGCUACACAGAGAGGAGCAAUCCCCUUUACAGCACCAGGACGGAAGUGGCAAUUUUACAGUCGUCACAAAGGGAUGACUUCCUCAUUGGUCUCAGAGUCCUGUAGGCCCUGGCGGAACCAGUGGGACAGACCACGGCUAAAUUGAGUGGGAGAACUGAAUUCAGGAUCCCGCCUGGAGCACCGAAGCUCAGAACGAAUUUGGGGUAGCAGAAUUCCUCAAAUUCUGAGAAGGAGACUUUGUCUCCAUGGAUUUCCUCUCACAUUGUCUCCCCUGGAGUUCUGGGAAAGCUGAGCAGUUCACGGCCGCUUGGCUAUUUGGAAUGGUGUCCCAGGACCAUUCCUUUCGCUUCAUUAAGCUUCUUGGGUUGGAAUUGAUGAAUACAGGUUUCUGGAGCAUCCCUGGGCCUAUUUUGCCCAUACUCUGAGAACUGAAGGUGGGACAGAGAUUGUGGGGGCUGUGGUAUGUGUGGGGGUAUUCAGAGGGUCUGUAUGAUCGUGUUGGGAUAUUUCUAGAGUGUGUGUGUGUGUGUGUGUGUGUGUGUGUGUGUGUGUGAGAGAGAGAGAAAGAGAGAGAUGUAUGGCCUGAGGCUCCCACUGCUCGAACACCCUCCUGUAUGCUCAUGAAAUAUGGAAGAAACUUUGAUGGGGAAAAUAAAAUCAAGUCAGCAGUAGUCUCCCCAUAGUCCUCGCCACAAUUAUGAAUCCAUUCAUUGGUAUUUAUUGAGCUCCUUCUGGGUGCAGAACACUGGACUCAGAGCUUUGGGCCGUUCACUAGAGGUUGAAGACAUGGUGCCUGCCUUUUGAGGUGCUUAAAAUCUAAAAUGAUCUCUAUCUUGGAUGGUGAAAGAAAGGGUUAACUUUGAGUUGCCCCAAUGGAGGAGGUUCCCCAUUUCCAGGGGGACAUCUCCCAAGAUAAGAGCAGUAAAGAGUACUGUGUGUAAAGUGCUGGGGAGACCUCAAGACAAUGCAGAGGGAGAUUUGUUGGAACCAACUGGAAAUUAAUGAAGAACCUCACUGGAUUGGAGAUGGGACUUACUACUGAGGUACUGAGGUGCUGACCUGGACCGUCACCAUAGUAACUGGACACAUACAGUGGCAAAGAUGCAUGUCACCUAGCGAGAGACUAAUCUGAAUGGUAAUGCCAAGCAUAUGUAACAGGCAGUCACACACUAAGCCUGUGCAGUAGGCUCUGUGAGGAGAGAGGGAAGUGACCAGCAUCCCUGAACCCUCUGGGUGGUAGUCCCAGUUGCAUGAACUGCGGGUGAUGAAAUGUGACCCUGGAUGUGGGACAGCUGGUCUUUCUCUACAGGGACUUGGUCCUUUUCAGGAACCUUUGGGUUUUUUUUGCAAAGGGUCUUGGGGUUUAGGUGGACUUUGGCAGAGAGGACCGCUCUGUUGGAACCAGGACAAUAAACUCAGCUGAAUUCACA